AUGAGUUAUUCCGGAGGGAGUGGAGGCAAAGGAUUUGGGUUUGCCGGGUUUACGAUGCCGAAGCGGAAUCCAUCCAAUAUUUCCCUACAUGCUGUCCCUCCACCGACGACUCCAAUGCAUGCUGUACCGCCGCCAACUUCUGGUCUAUCUAAGCAAGGCUAUUCGACAAUGAAUGCUAUCACUCAAAACGCCGUUGCUGGUAACUGGGGCACCCUUGGAAAAAAACGUUCAAAAACAGAGGAUGAGUAUUUUGAUGAGGAUGAUGAGCCACCAACCCCAGCUCUUGCGUACAUUCCAGCACCUGGUAGUCCAACCUAUGAGGCUGCUUCAAGCUCUAAGGCAGAUGAUGAUGAAGAGGAUCCCCUAGAUGCAUAUAUGGCUGGCUUGGAGAAGCAAGCUGCAAAAGACUUGGUUACUAGUAAGGAAAAUGCAAUUGCGGGUAAAGGUGAUAGUGGCAGGGGAACCAGGGGAGACAUAGAUGAGUUAGAUGACGAAGAAAGUUAUUAUAAAUAUAUGGAAGAAAAUCCUCUCACUAACGCUGGUGAUGAUUCUGACUUAGAAAUUGAAUAUGAUGAAGAUGGUAACCCAAUAGCACCUACAAAGAAAAAGUUUAUUGAUCCACUACCUCCUAUUGACCACUCUGAAAUAGAGUAUGAGCCAUUUGAGAAGAACUUUUAUGUUCCUCAUGAAGAUAUUGAAAAUUUAACCCACCAACAGGUUGAGGAUUUGAAGAAGAAUUUGGGUGUAAAGAUAACAGGGCCGGAUCCCCUAAAGCCUGUGAGCAGUUUUGCACAUCUAGGUUUUGAUGAACAACUCAUGAAAGCAAUACGUCGCUCUGAGUAUACCCAGCCAACUCCAAUCCAAGCUGCUGGUGUGCCGGCUGCAUUAUCAGGCAGAGAUCUCAUUGGAAUCGCUCGCACGGGUUCAGGCAAAACUGCGGCAUUUUUAUGGCCGCUUCUCGUUCACAUUAUGGAUCAGAAAGAGUUAGCGCCUGGAGAUGGACCCAUUGGUCUAAUACUUGCCCCAACAAGAGAACUUGCGCAGCAGAUUUAUAUGGAGGCUAAACGGUUUGGGAAGGUUUAUAACAUAAGAUGUGUUUGCUGCUAUGGUGGUGGCUCUAAAUGGGAACAGACAAAAGCUUUAGAGGGUGGGGCCGAAAUAGUAGUUGGGACACCGGGUCGUAUGAUAGAUCUAAUCAAAUGCAAAGCAACAAAUUUGAAGAGGGUCACAUAUUUGGUGAUAGAUGAGGCAGACCGGAUGUUUGACAUGGGUUUUGAGCCGCAGGUGCGGUCGAUCUGCAACCACGUGCGGCCGGAGCGGCAGGCGCUGCUGUUCUCGGCGACGUUCCCGCGUCGCGUGGAGCGGCUGGCGCGCGACGCGCUGCACGACCCCGUGCGCGUGCAGCACGGCGCCGCCGGCGAGGCCUGCGACCUCGUCACGCAGCACGUGCGAAUAUUCAACAAACCAGAGGAGAAGUGGUCCUGGCUCUUGAACAAUUUAGUGGAAUUUUUGUCAGCUGGGAGUGUGAUAAUAUUUGUUACUAAAAAGUUGGAAGCAGAGCAAACCGCUGCAAAUCUAGGAGUCCAGGAGUACGACGCGUUGCUGUUACACGGAGACAUGGACCAGGCGGACAGAAACAAAGUUAUCACAGCCUUCAAGCGGCAGGAGAGUAGUAUAUUGGUCGCUACAGAUGUGGCUGCUCGCGGUCUGGACAUCCCGCACGUGCGCACGGUGGUGAACUACACGGCGGCGCGCGACAUCGACACGCACACGCACCGCGUGGGGCGCACCGGCCGCGCCGGCGUGCGCGGCCGCGCGCACACGCUGCUGGCGCCCGCCGACAGGGACUUCGCCGCGCACCUGCUGCGCAGCCUGGAGCAAGUGCAGCAGGAGGUGCCCGACGAGUUAAUGCAGUUGGCGAUGCAGUCGGCGUGGUUCCGCAAGUCGCGCUUCAAGAAAGGCAAAGGCAAAAAUUUGAACAUAGGCGGCUGCGGCUUAGGAUACAAAGAGCGUCCCGGAUUACCAGCGGUCAGUGAUGAAAUAACACCCACCGUGCCGAUGGACAAAAGCCAUGGACCAGCCACGGACAGACUGGCUUCCUUGAAGCAGGCCUUCCGCUCACAGUAUAAUCAGUUCACCGCCUCCACUGAUCACUCGUGGGAGCAAACGCGGCCGCAAAUCCAGCCCGGGGUCAACGCCCCCGCCGCCCAGGCGAACGAAGAGAAACCCGAACGAGUCCGCAAGAGUGGAAAGAGGAGUCGGUGGGAGUAG
Parnassius mnemosyne (clouded apollo) is the source of this 2271-nucleotide messenger RNA. The record is from the annotation of a GenBank genome assembly. Lineage: Eukaryota; Metazoa; Arthropoda; Insecta; Lepidoptera; Papilionidae.